AUGAAACGACUUUUUGUGGUGCUCUGUUUGAUCUUGCUGCUGCCACUUUUUCUGGCCGUAAAUCCACCAGCAAAUGUUCCUGCUGCAAGUCGGGGCAAUGAGCCAAAGACGGUGCCUCCAAAUGCUGCAAGGGUGGGAUCUCGGACCCUGGAAAGUCUCAAGGGGUUGGGAUAGGCAAAGCAUGGAUUAUUUUAGAAGUUGAUUUUUGAUAAAUUUUAAAAUGUAUAAUAAAAGAUUUAUAGUUUAAUCCUCUAA
This is a messenger RNA of Drosophila eugracilis, 255 nucleotides long. RefSeq lists its product as uncharacterized. The transcript has a single exon. The record is from RefSeq and is a predicted model, not a curated record. Lineage: Eukaryota; Metazoa; Arthropoda; Insecta; Diptera; Drosophilidae. The coding region runs from base 1 to 174 and encodes 57 amino acids.